AUGGUAUAUUUUGGACAGCGGUAGGGAUGUUUGACGGAAGUUUUGAUUUCUCAAAAAAAAAACUGCUAAAUUAUUUUAAGAUCUGUUUACUUCUUCCUAACUCCAAAUUCUGAUUCUCGAAAAUAUCUUGAACCAAUAUUCUUCGAGAAAUACGGUUCGGAUUCUCAAAAGACUGCAAUGGUUGGCACGGUAUUUCAAGAUAGAGGAAAAGUAAAUGAAGAAGAAGUUAUGAGAAGUUGGAUGGGUGCAGGAAUUUUAACAGUAUUCUCAAUAUACGCGGUGUCUAUGUAUUUUACAUUGGGAUUCAAAAUUAUUUCGAAACUUCAAAAAUACCAGGCUCUUUCGGUUGCCACGAAAAAACUUCAUGGUCAGUUAUUUCGAGCAUUGGUUGUUCAAACAAUAAUUCCUUGUUUCACAACUUUUAUACCUUGUGUUAUUGGAUGGUAUUCUCCAUUUCUUAAUCUCGAAUUAUCUGAUUCAACAUUUGCUGCUAUUUUUGCAAAUACGGCGUUUCCACUUAUUGACCCUUUAGCAAUAGUUCUACUUCUUCCAAAUUAUAGAAAUCGAAUCUUUCCCAAAUUUUCCAAACCAAAAAAGAUAAAUCCAAUAUCUGCAGCAUCAACUAAAUGA
Messenger RNA from Caenorhabditis angaria, 630 nucleotides. The record is from the annotation of a GenBank genome assembly. Lineage: Eukaryota; Metazoa; Nematoda; Chromadorea; Rhabditida; Rhabditidae.